Molecule: messenger RNA, 4013 nt
Organism: Homalodisca vitripennis (glassy-winged sharpshooter)
Lineage: Eukaryota; Metazoa; Arthropoda; Insecta; Hemiptera; Cicadellidae
Exons: 7
Coding region: 178-3213 (1011 amino acids)
Source: RefSeq, a predicted model, not a curated record
CUAUGUUGACAGGGUUGGUAUGUCCGAGUACCGUGUUCUGCCAGCCGGGUGGGCCGGUAUACGUGAACCCAGACCUACAGCUGGUACAGGCUACUCCAGCCGCUGCUCCUGAAGCUCUUCCUUACACAGACCGUCUACGGCUUCCUCGACUUUACCACCACAAUCGGCAACACCGUCAUGGUUUUCUCACCACAGAGCGCCCCAGCAGAUGGUGGAAAACCGACUCCUAAACCAGAAACUACCACCACGACAGUCAUUGAAACAAAACCUCCCACAACAAAGCCACCAACAACCAAACCCCCUGUAGAAAUUAAACCGAGUAAAACAGAAGCGCCACCGAAAACAUCGGAAAAGAAAGCGACUCUUGAAAAGCCUAAAGAGGUCGUGAAAAAGUCCUCAGUAGAAGUCAAGGUCAGUCCUCCCUCGUCAGUCGUGUUCUCAAGCAUUGUGGAGGUUCGAGGAGGCCCUCCUCAGGGGAAGACUCCAGAGAUCUCCAGCAAAGUGGAGGUCCGAACGGGACCUACUACUAUCAAGAGUGACGUAAUCUCUACAAAGGUGGAGGUCAAAGUUGCGCCAUCCAGUGUUGUCGAAGUAAAGUCGAGUGAAGUCAAAAUAUUAACGAACGUCGUUCAAGAGUCGAAGACGGAGAAAAAGAAAGAGUUCCCGAAGCCCAUAGUGAACGUGAAAGUAGGAACGCCGAAGCCCGAGGGAGUUCCUAAACCGGUGGCCAUCCUGAGCAGCAAGGUUGAGGUAAUCAGCAAUUCCGAGGAACCUGCAAUCAGCGGCAAUAACGUGGACAGUCCUGCUGAAUACGACUUUCUAUCAAGGCAACCUUCUGAGAUUGUUGACGAGACUUACAGGAUAAUUGACCUGAGACCAACUAUAAAACUCCACCACAAGAACGCUAAGCCUCGCCAGAGCCCCAGCAAGGCGAGUCCUCCGGACGUGCACCCCACAGGGCUGGUUACUAGUAUGGGAGGCACUGUAGUCAAGGACGGCCUGACAACUGUGCACGAGACCAGCGUGCUAGGUACCUACAUUUCCGGCAAAUACGCACAGGUCCUACAGAGUACCUCACACAUCUAUCAAUCACAGAAGAAGCCCAAGCCUUCCCCAGUGCAGUCGAAGAUACUGAAGACCGCCGCACCCUCUCUGAAGAACGCUCGUCCCAACCUGGAACCCACUCCAGUCAGCACACUCCAGGAAGAUUCCGCUCUACCUCUGGAAGCUCUGUUUAAUUCUCCAAGUGGUGGUAACCUUAUCAGGACCUCCAGAAGGCCAGCUGUCGGUGGAACUCCCUUCAAGAACAGAUUUAACAGGAACAAGGGAGGAUACAGAGAGGAGACCAAGGAGCAGGAUCUGGAGCCUGAGCCCGCAGAAGAAGUCACUCCUGCUCCAAGCUACAAGAAGAAUAGGAACCGUGACCGUGCACCUCAACAACAGAGAAAUUACAAGAACAAUAGAUUUGGCCGUCCCUCUCAACCCGAGCUCGCUACGGUUUCUGUGUACAGUGAGCCAGUGACUCCCUCCAACCGCAAAUACCAGUCUUCGCCGAACAGAAGAGGUGGAUUCCGACCGAGCAGUAAGGGUGACAACGCCGUGGACAGCAACACCAGGGAAUCUCGCAGAGGAUACAAGCCCAAGCCUUCCCCCGCCCAGUCAGACCAGGGCUCGACCAGCCUCUACAAGUUCAAGCUAUCCAGGCCCACCGGCCGUUGGCAAUACAAAACCACGCCGAAGCCUAGAAUACCGAUCAGGCGGGUGGAUGAAGGCGCAGACAAUACGACAUCCCAGGCAGAGAAGGAGCCAUUGACGAGCGACCAGGAGCAGCAGGGCUCUGACGUGAGUGAUUCCCGGGACUUGGACAACUUGGUAACGGCCACCGAAUCAACGUUGCCUCUGGAGACAAUCAAGGUGGAGAUAUCGACCCCGGCGGAGUUCAAGAACACUUACUACGAGAUUGCUACGAUAAAGUCGCCCUAUACCUUCCAGGUGGGCUCAGUGAAGAACACCAGGUACAUCACGGUUACGUCCACCGUCGAGAAAAGUCUUGUAGAGCCGACUGAAGCGCCGGGCCUCUCCCCCACGGAGCCACUCACUGAGAACAUCCUCGCUAGUACGCAACACAUCUAUGACAAUCAGGAGCCACCCUUGGAUUCGUCGAUCGCCACCUUGCCCCCGAUCGGACUGGCGGGCGACGCCGAGACACCACCUCUGGAGACCAUGACUGAAACGUUCAGCACCACCCAGCUGCUUCUCAAAACUCACAUCUUACCGGUAGUGUACGGAGGCAUGAACACCAGCAGCUACACUUUGGUACAGUCCUACCAGAUUACACGAAUUGUGACAGCCACGAAGACACUGCCACCUAUGGAAGUUUACCAGUUCGUACCGAGCAAGACCCUGAACGAAUUCAACACCCGUUUAGAUGAGGCCGGGUCGGAGCUCCACCUCGAGUUGGAAUUCGGGGAUAACAAUGACCAAGAUGACGAUGAGCAUCCAGGUGCUGCCAGAGCGUUCCCGCCAGACCUAGACUUGUCGAAUGUGGGGUCAGAGUUUGACCUUUCGGACGUCGAUAAGUCGAGAUUCCCCGACGGUCAUCUGAGGUUGAAGAAGGCACACCAUUCGAAUACCACCCCUCAGCCAGAGGCCACUACACCGUCUCUGUCACCUGAACAACUCCAACAGUUGGCACUCCUGCGUUUCCUCAACCCCAACGCUAACAUCCCUCAGGUGAUCACGCAGUCGAGGCCGGUCAUCAGGAUGGAGACGAUCUACGAGAGUCACGUUAUUCCGCUGUUCAACGGGCAGUCGACGAUCUUCAGCACUCUCUCCAGACCGAUCGCCACAGUCAGCAAGACCGAGUACGAGUACGUGACCAGCACGCUACCCAUGCAGCAACCGCUUCUUCCUCAGCAGCAACCACUCAAUCCUCUGCUGCAGCAGCAACCCCAGAUCAACCCUCUCCUGCCUCAGCAGCCCCAGUUUGCGGUAACAUCUACUCCCGUUGUGACCCAGACUGUCGUCACGGAAACUGACAGCAAGGUACUCAAACUCACUUUCGGCGCCAAAACCGCCUAUACGACCCUCUUCUCUACACGCGUGGUUCCCACCCAGCUCACCACUUACCUAACGGCCUCGGUGCCCGUUCAGCCGACCGCCUUUCCCGGGUUCUUCCCCGCGCCAUACAAUCCUUUCUCUUUCGUCGGUUGAGAAUCCAAAGAUAUAAUAUAGGGAAUUAAGACUUUUAAUGACAAUGUUACCUCGAAAACUAUUAUUGCUCACGAAUAACGACAGCAAGUAAAGAAAUAACAGGGUUUAAAAAUUAAGCAAUCAGAACUAUUUAUUAAUUAAAACUGAAUAACUAAUAUCCUUAAACAAUAAAAUACCGUACAUAUUCUAUUAAGGAAGGAUUGUAUUGCUGAAAUUACACAUUCACGUAUAUGAUUGAGUUGGUGGAAUGCUGAAGAUAUUGUAAAAUAUGUAAAUAUUUAUUGCACUUUUAACAGUUACUAUAAGAUCCCUAUCCGAUGUUACCAGGUAGUGAAGCCGUCAAUGUUUCUUGUGAUAUUUAAUGAUGAAAAGCUUGAAUAGAAGUUUUUUGGACUUUGCUGGAUAGUGGUGUUCUAAAAAUGUACUGCGUCCCGGUGCUCUCUAAUAUAACUGUAGGUUUAAGUGUUAAAUUCCAUUUUUUACAAAUCAAAAAUCAUGAGUUAGAUCAAUUUGACGAAAUUUAAUAUGUUUUCCAAUAAAUCUAUCCAAAUAGGUCUAUUGCAACACCACGUGGUUUUCCGAAAGUGCAGUUCAAUUCAUUUUGCUCAACACUGAAAUUAACAAUAGAAAUACAAGUAUUAAUUCGCAUUAGUUUAUAUACUUUCCUAAAAUCAUCUUGUAAAUAUCAUUUCAUAUUCAUUCUCUGUAAUUAUACCUUUUAGGUUAAGUGUAUGUAAGUGUACUAUAUGUAAGUUUUGUAAUAAAAAAGCUAAAGUCAAUAAAAAGCUAUAAAUUUUUAA